AUGGAAUUGAGACUCUCUAAUUGCAAACUCCAUGGUUCCAUUUCUUCUUCUCUCUGGAACCUUACACAAAUCAUUCAUUUGGACCUCUCAUUCAACAAUUUUAGUGGUAUCCUCCCUUCUCCGAUUUCAAACCUUAGAAAUCUCGCCUACUUAGACCUUUCAGAUAAUAAUCUCACAGGUCCCCUCUUUUCAUUUGGUGCAAACUUGAUAGAACUUUGGUUCUUAGAUGUGUCAAACAAUAGUCUCACUGGUCCUCUUCCUUCAAUUGUACCUCCAAAUCUACGUGUUCUGGACAUAGGCCGAAACCUGCUGGACAAUACCAUCCCAUCGUGGGUCUUCGAAUUACCCAAACUCAGAUACUUAGAUCUUAGCUAUAACAAACUGAUUGGUCAUACACUUGUGUUUGAAACAAUACCGAAAAGGAAUCAGCAAAAUAGGAAGCUGAAUCUCGGUGAAUCUAAUUUUGUAAAAGGAGGCUGCGCUACAUCAGUUGGUAUCAGAGCUCUCGUUCCAAUCCUGACUAUGGUCGGAAGACGUGAUAGAGGUCGAGGUGGAAGAGGAGGUCGUACAGUUUAUGUUGAUGAAGUCUGUGAGCGAGAUGAGGUUGCUCGAGAUGCUCGAAUAGAGGAAGAGUUUCAGAGGCUAAGAGCGGUACUUGAGAUGGUCGUGCAACGUCUUGAGGCUCUAGAAGUUGUAAACUCGUCUCGCCGUUGUCCGGUUCAACCUCGAUUUCCGAAAGAGGAGGAAGUGUCAGAUGAUAUUUCUAUCACUAGACCUUUAGCUGGAAUCAUCAGUCAAGGGGGAGGACAAUGGUGA
Molecule: messenger RNA, 816 nt
Organism: Rhododendron vialii
Lineage: Eukaryota; Viridiplantae; Streptophyta; Magnoliopsida; Ericales; Ericaceae
Product: LRR receptor-like serine/threonine-protein kinase GSO2
Exons: 2
Coding region: 1-816 (271 amino acids)
Molecular function (GO): protein binding
Source: RefSeq, a predicted model, not a curated record